Porites evermanni is the source of this 2620-nucleotide messenger RNA. Lineage: Eukaryota; Metazoa; Cnidaria; Anthozoa; Scleractinia; Poritidae. The record is from the annotation of a GenBank genome assembly.
AUGUAUCAUCACAGCCUUCGUCAAGAUGUCUUUAUAAAGGAAGAGUACCAUUAUUUAAACGUUCCUAAAGUUGGAACAUUCACAGUGUAUGACAGCCUUGACUGCACCUUUGAAUGCCUCGGCAAUCCUUCCUGUUUGUCCUUCAACCUGGCAGCUUACAAAGGAGCAGAUGGAAAGUUGCGGUGUGAGUUGUUAUCCUCAGAAAAGCACAGCAAUCCUGAGGAGUAUAAAAGAAACGAGAGUUUUCAUCACUUUUCCAUCAAGGUGGGGAAAAAUCUUUACAUAGAGUUUAUUAAAGUAAGAUAUAUAUUUUGAUAUCCCAGUCUAUGUGAUUUUUAAUAACCUGUCACGAAUACGAAUCGACAUAAAAGUGACUACUGCACGAUAACAAGUCGGGGUUAUUCAGUCGAAUGUCACUUUCUCAUUUUUUUCUGCAACCAACACUUUUACGCAAAACAAAAUUACCUUAAUUAUAUGGCAUUUGACAUCGACCUUUUUUUAAAUUAUUUCACGGACUCCAUGCAUGUCAUCACCUUGCCAAAACGGAGGCACCUGUGUAGCGAACUACAAGCAUCACUCGUUUGACUACCGUUGCAAAGAAGGAUUUUAUGGAGAAUUUUGCGAAAAAGGUAAUUGAUAUUCAGACCGGGGAGCCCGUUCAAGAUAGGACAACCAAAAGUUAGCGGGUUUACCUAAAAUUUAUCUGGGAACAUUUUUAAGGCGUUGUAACGUGUACGUCAACAUUGAUGUUACCAUGGCAACUGAGUUUUGACAGCCAUGUGUUUCAAAAUUUGCAUUUUCUUUAAAAAAUAGGUUUUAUUUCUUUUUUUUACUGAUUGAAUUAUUACGUUAUCUACUUCUUUUUUUUUCAGUUGCCAAGUCAUGCCAAGAGGUUUAUAAUCAGCUCACAGAAAAGUGAGCAAACCUAUGCAUAGUAAUUUAAUUGAUGAGGAUAGAUCAGUUAAAGUCCGGGGGAUCAUUCGGGGUGAGUCAGUACUUUGUUUAUGAACCACAAAAACAGCCAAAAAAUCACUCGUCAAGCCUCAAAACCGAAAUACAAUUUUUGUUGCAGAGAAUGUAGAUAUCACUUAUUAAUUGUUAGAAUUUGUAUCUUGGCUGAUGGAUUCUAUUUCAGCAUUUGUUCUCCAUCCUGGAAACUUAAGGUUAUUAGAGACCUAACUCGCAAAAACUGUUGAAUUUUUCAAACAAGUGAUUGGUACUGUUCAGAUAAUAGAAACCAUAAACUAUGAACACCACCAUCCUGCACUGAAAGCCCUCCACCAAAAAAAGUUGUUGAUAAAAUGCAGUUGAACGCCUCCCUUUCUCUUAAUACGAACACCUGUAUAAAACGAAUGGUUCGUUUGUACCGACAAAAAGUUCAGAUAUUUCAGUGUUCAUAAGUUAACCUGGUUAAUAUGGAAAACGAACACUUUUCUGUGUCCUAGUCUCAAACUGUCAUAUAAUAAUUACCGUAAACUCCCCCGGGAGGUCCUCAAUAAAGUUUUAUACCGGGAAGCUCAGCCCUGGGUCCAACCCCUUACCUUUUACGCCUGUCAUUUUUGCAGAAAAGGUACUCCUUUCGUAUCCCAUUCUAUCCCUUUUGGAAAUUUAGAUUGGACUGAGACUGUACUGAAUUCCAUUCAUUUAUUUUUGUAAGAAAGAGCGAACCUUUUUUUUUUUUACAACCAGUUAAAGUACAUUCCAUUUUCUCUCUCCGACAGUUGGGAGCUGGAAAAAUUAAAAUGAGAUUUCAUUUUGUACAGGUUGAACGUGACUCAGUUGGUCACUCUCCUCCUUGACUCCAAACUAGUUUCAGUUCUCUGUCACUUUGGAAAUUUUGGAUGAGGAGAUGGAGGAUGGACACCGGUCAUGAAGAUGGACGGCAACAAGGUAAGACAUUUGUGUACGUUUUCCCUUAGUUUUGCGACGAGAGUGGAAAAAAAUGUGUUAUUAAUAAUUAAAUAGAUGCAGGUUUGCCGCUGUCAGCGGUAAUUUUCAAUUAUCCUAGCCUGCAAAUACAGCCCUUUCUCCUUGCUCCUCGUCGCUAGGGACGUUUCAUCAGGAGGAACGUCUGCACCUCAGCGACAGAAAUUCCAUACUAAUGACGUAAAAUUGCAAAAUCUGGGGGAGCAUAACCCCAGCCUCCAAGUUUGAGGCGCCUUCGGCGCUCUAACUUUUCUUCUCGUUGGUACAUGCUAAGUCCUUGGACCUGACAGAUGUAAGUAUGAAGAACACCUCUUAGCUUCUGGAAUAUCUCGGUCAGCAGCAGAGGUCAUCCGCCCUUCCUGUCAGACGAUGUGAAGGUUUUCAUCAAAACGCACUCUGAAGCCUGCUUUCUGUACUUGCGAAUACGUGAGAGUUAAAGAUAAUUGUAUUCAAUUCGGCAUUUUUCAAUCGCAUCAAUGAUUAAAGAGUGCAGUAUUUGUUUACUUUUUUUUCUAUCGGUGGCCAUUAACGCCAUUUCGCCUGCUGUGGCUAAUUUCAUUUNUCCGACAGUUGGGAGCUGGAAAAAUUAAAAUGAGAUUUCAUUUUGUACAGGUUGAACGUGACUCAGUUGGUCACUCUCCUCCUUGACUCCAAACUAGUUUCAGUUCUCUGUCACUUUGGAAAUUUUGGAUGA